AUAUUUUUUUGACAUGUCAGUAAAUAAAAUAUGUUGUAAUAUGUGAGUAAGUAGUCUUAGUUUUGUAUCUAUUUUGUAAUAUUGACUUAUGUCCAUAUAUUCCUUGAGGUCAGUAAAGUCUCCCCCUCUCUCUCUCUCUCUCUCACAGUUGAGCAAAGCAAACCAUAUUCCGCCAUAACAAUAAUAGUGAAAAAAAAAAAAAAGUGAAAAACGAGGGAGAUAGGUGAGUAAAAAAACAGCAGCACGAGACAGCAUUAAUAAAGUGGGUGAUUUGAUUUUGAUUUCAAAUAUGCUCUUCCAACUUUAGUCUGAAUUCUCAUUGUGAUGUUUGUGUUCCUGGCAAAUUGAUGAAUGAAUCUUGAUCCGUAAUUCGAUAUAUAUGAUGAUGGCAUCUUCGGAGAGCUUCCAGAGAGAUGUGGAAGAAGAGGAGUGCCAAUACCUGUGCGUUUCGUCGUCGUAUUACAGCGUGUUCGUGGUUCGGCUGGCGAUCAUGAUCAUGCUGGCAAUCUUGAUAGGCUUGCUCACUCUCCUCACAUGGCACAUCACCAGAGUCUACACCACCAAAUCCCUCAACACUCUAGCAUACGGCCUCCGCCACGAGCUCCUCCAGCGCCCCCUCCUCCGCAUGUGGAACAUCCUCAACUCCACCGUCGAGGUCGCCACCGCCCAGGUCAAGCUCUCCGACUCCGUCAUCCGCCGCUACAACAAGCCCGCCGCCUCCCAAGCCGACCAGCUCGACCUCUACCAAGUCAUGAAGGAGCUCACCUGGGCGCUCUUCGCCAGCCGCAAGGCCCUCAACUCCAUCACCCUCAGCUACAGAAACGGCUUCGUGCAGGCCUUCCACCGCAACCACCGGAGCAACAACACAUACUACAUCUACUCCGAUCUCACCAACUACUCCAUAGCCACCUCUUAUUCCGUUAAUCUCCUCUCCUCUCACCAAGGCUGGAACGACCAGUCCAUCCACAACAACAUGUCUGCAAUCUGGUACCGCGAGCCUCUGGACCCCAGCACGGGGGAGAAGACUGCCAAGGCCGCCCCCAUCCCCCCCGAUGAGCUCAUCAACAUCGCCGGGAUUUCACAGGUCCCUGAUGGCACGGCCUCGUGGCAUAUAGCUGUGAGCAAAUACAGUGACUCGCCCUUGCUCUCUGCAGCAUUGCCUGUUUGGGACCCUUCCCACAAGAGCAUAGUUGCUGUGGUGGGCGUUACUACUGCUCUGUAUAGUGUGGGGCAGUUGAUGAAGGAGCUGGUUGAGUUUCACAGUGGCCACAUCUAUCUCACCUCUCAGGAGGGCUGGCUGCUUGCUACCUCCACCAACACUCCUCUGCUCAUGAAUUCUACGUCCGGCCCUAAGCUUAUGAUGGCUGCCGAUUCUCAGGAGUCUGUGAUUAGGUCAGGGGCCCAGUAUUUGAGUAAAGCCUAUGGGAACAAGCUGCCUCCUAGUCAAGAAGUCCAUAUUCAGAGCGCCAGGCUUGGGAACCGCCUUUACUACAUUGACUCCUUCUUCCUCAACUUGAAGAGGCUUCCUAUGGUUGGAGUUAUCAUGAUUCCCAGGCAAUAUAUAAUGGGGAAAGUGGAUGACAAGGCUUUUAAGACUUUGAUGAUUUUGAUAUCUGCUUCUGUGUGCAUCCUACUGGUUGGCUGGUUCUGCAUCUUCAUCUUGACUAAUGGAGUCUCCAAGGAGAUGAAGCUGCGCGCUGCCUUGAUAAGUCAUCUCGAUGCAAGGAGGAAGGCCGAGGCAUCCAACAACUACAAGAGUCAAUUUCUAGCAAACAUGAGCCACGAGCUUCGGACGCCUAUGGCUGCCGUGAUUGGCUUGCUGGAUAUCCUCAUGAGCGACGACUGCCUCAACAGUGAACAGCAAGCGAUGAUCACACAGAUCCGCAAAUGCUCUAAUGCUUUGCUGAGGCUUCUUAACAACAUUUUGGAUCUCAGCAAGGUUGAAUCAGGAAAACUGAUACUAGAAGAAACUGAGUUUGAAUUAGGUAGAGAGCUUGAAGGGCUUACUGAUAUGUUUUCCGUGCAGCGUAUUAACCACAACGUGGAGACUGUUCUUGAUCUCUCGGAUGAUAUGCCUAAAGUAGUCCUAGGAGACUCUGGAAGAGUUCUUCAAAUUUUUGCAAAUCUGAUUAGCAAUUCUAUCAAGUUCACAACCUCUGGAUACAUCAUUCUGCGCGGAUGGUGUGAGACUGUAGACGCAGAUAGUAAGAAAAGAGAGUCUUCCCUUAAUCCGAAGGAGUCGUGGUGUGCACAAAAGUUGAAACGGAAACGAGAAGCAAGCCAUGGGAAGAUAUGCUCCAAGAAAGACAACAGAAUGAUUCUUUGGUUUGAAGUUGAUGAUACUGGCUGUGGAAUUGAUCCUAACAAAUGGGAAUCAGUUUUUGAGAGUUUUGAGCAAGCUGAUCCCUCAACUACAAGGCUGCAUGGAGGCACCGGUCUUGGUUUGUGCAUCGUCCGAACCUUGGUGAACAAGAUGAAUGGAGAAAUCAAAGUGGUGAAGAAGAGUGGACCAGGAACUUUGAUGCAGCUGUAUCUGCUUCUCAACACGCCUGCUGAGACGACGAAGCAGCAUUACCAAUUUGACUUCAAAGACCACAAUCUAACUGUGUUGCUUGCACUUAAUGGCAGAAUGACCAGAUUGAUUAUGACAAGAUGGUUGCGCGAAAAAGGAGUUCAAACACAUGAAGCAUCUGAUUGGAAUGAGCUGACACUAAAUCUUCAAGAUUUCUUCAAUGCAAGAAUCACUAAUGGGAACUCACAGAUGCCACGCUCAGAAACUCAAGAAUCAAACUUGGGAAGCAGCAUUGCAUCAAUUUUCAUCAUAAUCAUCGACAUUGGACUGCUCGACUUGAGCACUGAGCUGUGGAAGCAGCAGCUCAAUUUUCUAGAGGAGUACAGCGCAGGAAGAGCCAACUUCGCCUGGAUCAUGAAUCACGACACCUCCAAAGUUAUCAAGGCUGAACUCCGCAGAAGAGGGCAUCUACUAAUGGUUAACAAACCUCUAUACAAAGCUAAACUAGUUCAGAUUUUUGAGGCAAUCAUAAAAAGAGACAGAAACUUGCACCUACAAACUCCCGUAGCAGAUGAUGAAUUCCAUGAAAUUGAUGCUCUUCAGUCUCCUUCUGCUAGCUCAGAUGAUUCUGAAAAGCUGGAUAACGAGAGCUGCACGAUGAUUAGAAGCUCCCAUGCUGGAGUCAGAAGAAGUGAGUAUUUCAGUAGAGGACCUCUGUCUCAAAACAUGCUGAGCAACUCCUGUGCUGAUUAUAUCCAUGUAAAUCUAGAAGAUGGCGUCUCUAGCCUCAGUAAAGAACGAUAUUCCACUAAAUCAUAUCAUGAAGAGAUUCAAGGUGCUGCAAGCUCACAUAAGGCUGUGAAUGAGCAAAAAAGGCCUCUUGAGGGCCUCUGCAUCCUUCUUGCAGAAGACACAAUCAUCCUCCAAAGAGUUGCAACGAUCAUGCUGGAGAAAAUGGGAGCAAGAAUCGUGGUUGUAGGAGACGGGCUUCAGGCAGUGGAUGCUCUGAAAAACAAGAUCCAGUCAAAUGAAUACAAUGAUGCAAAGGCAUUGCCAUAUGACUUGAUAUUGAUGGAUUGUCAAAUGCCUAAAAUGGAUGGGUAUGAAGCAACAAAAGCAAUAAGAAGAUGGGAAUGUGGAAGCGGUUUUCACAUUCCAAUAGUUGCACUCACAGCUCAUGCAAUGUCUUCUGAUGAAGCCAAAUGCCUUGAAGUUGGCAUGGAUGCUUAUCUAACAAAACCAAUAGACUGCAAGCUUAUGAUUUCCACCAUUCUUUCCUUAACUAAAGGAAUGUGAUCCGACUCUUCCAAGAAGAGUCAGAGUCAUAUGUUUCAUCUCAUAUUCCGAUUCUAUCAAUGCAUGUUAACUAAGCCUUGGUGCUUGAUUUUGUAUUAAGGAUAAGAUAAACAGUUUGAGCAAAGAGUCAUAGGUUUGUCCACAGAAGUUGUAGAUGGAAUAGAGCCAAUUUGUAAAUUUAGUGCUCAAGCUUUUGUGUUUUGCUCCUCCUUUAUCUUUCUUGAAAUGAUUCUAAGCGUUGUUUUAUCGAUAUUACCAAGUAACUGAAAACAUAAAAGCUCUUUGCUACAUGUA
This is a messenger RNA of Salvia miltiorrhiza (redroot sage), 4102 nucleotides long. Its product is annotated as histidine kinase 1-like. The record is from RefSeq and is a predicted model, not a curated record. The transcript is spliced from 11 exons. Gene Ontology annotation, biological process: phosphorelay signal transduction system; phosphorylation. Lineage: Eukaryota; Viridiplantae; Streptophyta; Magnoliopsida; Lamiales; Lamiaceae. Gene Ontology annotation, molecular function: phosphorelay sensor kinase activity. Bases 380 to 3808 code for a protein of 1142 amino acids.